AUGAACCGGAAUAUCGGUCCUUAUGUUUUUGACAAACACCUCAGCUCAGGGAAUUUCGGUAAAGUCUAUGUAGCAACUCAUGAACCUUCAAAUGAAAAAGUUGCAAUAAAAAUCGUUACUAAAAAUGCACACAGCAUUAACUCUUCAAAGGAAUAUGAUAUAAUGAUGAAAUUACAUCAUCUUUUCAUUGUCUCGCUAUAUGAAGUCAUUGAAGAUGCUGAAAAUUUAUAUCUUGUCAUGGAAUACGUAGAAGGGCCUACGCUUCUUGAUUACAUAAAAGAGCAAGGAAAACUCCCUGAUUGGAAGAUCAAGCACAUUUUUUGUGAAAUUCUUUCCGCUGUUCUAUAUUUACACAAAACAUUAAAAAUAGUCCAUAGAGAUCUGAAACUCGAAAAUAUCAUUAUCGAUAAGAAUUUAAACGUUAGACUUCUUGAUUUUGGCUUGAGUAAUCAACAAAAACAUGACGCAGCAUUAUUCAAAACAACAUGUGGUUCUCCAUCCUACUCGGCUCCGGAACUGUUAAUGGGAAAGCCGUAUAACCACAAAGUAGACAUGUGGAGCCUCGGAAUUAUACUUUAUGCGCUUACAUAUAACACAUUACCCUUUGGAGAUCCAAAUAUGCAAAGUUUGACCUCUAAGAUCAUUACAAAAGAUCCUUUUUACCCCAUGAUUAGCAACCAACAGAUCAUAACUGUUAUCAAAGAAUUGUUGAAUAAAGAUCCUGAAGAAAGACCAUCAUCGGAAGAAGCAGCUGAACUACCUUGGAUCGCUUCAUACCAAAAUGCCUUCAUUCUUAGAGAUCCUUUUAAUCAAACCGAAAGAUGGGCGGCAAACUCGAACGACAGCUACGUUGGCACAAAGAUAAUGAUGAGGAAGCAAAUAAAUAAAGAAUGUGCUGAUUUCUGUAAAUCUGCCGGAGAUUUAAAUUCGUUCAAAUUUAAUUCAACUUAUAACCAUCCAAAAAUGCGGAACCAUUUACUUACAAACCAAAAGAUGCCAAUACGAGGCUCAACUUUCCAAAAAGGAGCAAAAAGAUUGAUUAUGGCAAACGCUUCUCCGAAAUUGGUCAGAAAGCUUGAUUAA
Molecule: messenger RNA, 1083 nt
Organism: Trichomonas vaginalis G3
Lineage: Eukaryota; Parabasalia; Trichomonadida; Trichomonadidae
Product: protein serine/threonine kinase protein
Exons: 1
Coding region: 1-1083 (360 amino acids)
Biological process (GO): protein phosphorylation; intracellular signal transduction
Cellular component (GO): cytoplasm
Molecular function (GO): ATP binding; protein serine/threonine kinase activity
Source: RefSeq, a predicted model, not a curated record